Messenger RNA from Triticum dicoccoides, 532 nucleotides. Its product is annotated as putative cell wall protein. The record is from RefSeq and is a predicted model, not a curated record. Bases 48 to 368 code for a protein of 106 amino acids. Lineage: Eukaryota; Viridiplantae; Streptophyta; Magnoliopsida; Poales; Poaceae. The transcript is spliced from 2 exons.
UUAGCUACCACUAGACGCGAUCACAGCUAGCUAGCCACUCGAUCGACAUGGCUAGCAAGUCGGGGUCCCUGCUGAUCCUCGCGGUGCUGGUGGCCGCGGCGUGCUCGGGCUCGGCGGCGCGCGACGUCCCGCACGCCGAGUACGCGAUGAAGCGGCCGGAGACGUUCCAGGAGGGGACGGUGCUGAUCCCGGGGAUCGGGCGGUACGAGCUGGGCAGCCACUACAUGCCGUACAUCGGCGGGCUGGACCACAGCAUCCCGGCCGCCGCCAACGGGCAGUUCAUCCCCGGCGCCGACGACACCUGGGUGCCCAACCCCGGCUUCGAGGUGCCCAACCCGUUCCGCCCCGCGUCCACGGAGUCUCCAUGAUGUAUUAGCGACUGCGUGCGAGCGCGCUGACGCUGUCGACGUUGUGUGUAUUGAAGAUGUACCUGUAUGGGCUAUGGAUAGAUGCGUAGGAAGCAUCCAUCGCAUAUCUCGUUUUGUUUGUUGUUGCCAAUAAUGUGUUUCAGUCAACGGCGGAGCAGGGAUUA